AUGGACAUUCGAGAGAAGAAAAGACGUCAACUGGAAAAAGAUUUCACAGAAACAGGAGCGGUGCUUAACAUCUGUCUCACUGAAAAGUUUAGUGAUGUGAAUAAGAUUUUGAAUACGUAUGGACUUGUUUCACAGCGUGUUAGGGAUAACAAGAUGUCUGUCGCUAAAAUACAACGAGAUCUUAUCGAGUGUAAAAGUUUGUUAUAUUGCAACAGGGAUGAACUAAGAAGACUGUGGCUGGAACUUGUAGAACAGAGACGCUGUUUAGAGUUGGUAGACCAGGUAGAUCGUCUACGUUCUACCCCAGAUGCGUUGAACUAUUUAGUAUCCGCUCGUGCUUGGUCUGAAGCUACUUCCUUAAUGAUUAACUCUAAUGAUGUGCUGGAAUCAGAAAUUGCCUCAAUACCUGCAGUUCAAACGCUGAAAACUGACCUUGCACAUAAAAACAAAUUUCUUAUUGACGAGUUGAAAAAAGAAUUGAAUCGUUUGCUUUAUGAUAAACCGUGUAUUUUAGCUUUGGAUAUGCGUCUUAGAAGUUCUUCACGAGAUAAAUCAGUUCGUACUCAUUCUGAUUUACGAAAUAUCAACGCAUUGAAUACAGUAGCUGUGACACAUUUUGUUAGUUUACCAUUAUGUGAUUGGCAUAAUGCAUCAAUUAAUGAACCGGUAGUUGAUGAAAAUCUCUAUAAAGAACCUAGAACAGUAGCUACAGUGAUUGCACGAACUGCUGCUGCAGCAGCCGCCGCAUCAUCAGCCACAUCACAUCAUCAGCAGCAUCCUAGUGCCUUGUCUCAUUCGGAUUGGAUACGUGAAAUUGUCGCUGUAACACAUUGUCUUAUGCGUUUGCAAAAAUUACCACAGUAUCUAGGUAAUUGGCGUCCUCAAUCGUAUAUUUCACAUAUAGCUGAAAAUAGUCAUGUGUUUACAGCGCCGUUGAUUUUAGGACAAGGUUUAAUUGGUGAGAUUCAUCGUUCAAUUGUUUUGAAAAUAAGUAAAACCAUUGAAAAUCGAGCAAUUGCUGCAAAUGAUACUGUACCAUUGUCAGAACUGAAUUCACCUAGAUAUUUAAUUCAAUUAUUGGAAUUAGUAUUUGAUGCUUUAUUUAUGCAAGCUAGAGCAUGUCUUCUUGUGCUGCGUACAUUGAAUGCAGUGAAACAAAAACAUGUCAGAGCUUCCAUAGAACUACAAGGUUUAACUACUCAAUAUAUCUGGUCAUGUGUUCAACAUGAAGUAUAUUGUGUUCUAUUAACACAUUUGAAUAAUAUUACACCAACUGAAUUAAAUGAAUUAUCACUUUCAUCAAAUAAAAAUGGUUUAUUCAAGCUACAAGCACGUAUUAGUAAAAUCGGUAUUGCUAUUGACGGUGAAGAUGUAACAACAACGGAUAAUGAUCAUUCCAGUGCGACAUUAGAUUUAAGCAAAGUUGAUUUGAAUGCAUUAAUGGGUCGUAAACGUAUUGGAGCAUUUAAUUUUGCAUCAAUCACUGGUUCAUCUUCAACAACAACAGCAACUACUACCAAUACUACUACUAAUACUACUUCUACUGCUACCGCUUCUAUGAUCUCAACCAAUACUAAUACUAUUCCUACUACUGCUACUAUUACUAAUAUCAAUUCUACUAAUACUACUACUAUUAUGACACGAGAUAAUCAAUCGAAUAUGAAUACAGUUACAGGAAAUAUUACUGCAACUAAUCCAACUGUUGCAACAAAUCAAGGUCAAAGUAAUAAUAAUGUACCAUUAUUUAGCUUUUCUAAUGCAUCACAUUAUCUUGGUGUAUCGACGUAUUUAUCAGAAAGUCGGGCAAUGGAUAUUUUUGUUUUACUUAUCAUCACAGCUCCAGACGUCUUGACUUCUGUUGUAUCUCAACAAACUGAACGUGAACUGAAUUUGAAUAGACCAAUUCUUAUGAUUGUUUAUAUCGUGGAUCAAUGUUUAAAUGAAGUAAGAAAAAUGUGUAUAGCUUUACCGGAAUUUUCAAAUGGUUGUUUACAAAUUGGUUUAACAAUUUUAGAAGAUUUUAUUACUGCUAUUUGGCGAUUGUAUAAAAAUAUAGGUGAAUUGGAAACAGGUUUAGCUUUACCCAGUUCAGAAUGGUCAAAAGAUGAUGAUGUCAGUCGAUUUUGGAAAAAAUUCCCAUCAUGGCAACGUAUGGCUACGCAUGAAGCACGUUUAUUAGCUAAUAAUACAAUUAUGGAGAAAUCAUUGGCUAAAAACAAACCAUAUAAUCAUCAUGAGAAUAACAAUAAUAAUAAUAAUAGUGCCAGACUAACCACUAGCAAUUAUUCAUCUAAUAACGCGCAAAAUAAACGAUUCGACCAGAAAGCCCAACUAACCACUACUCGUGAAAAAAUCAAUGAAAAUGAUGUCAACAUUACACCAGUGUGUGCAAUUGCUUUAGGCUUAUAUAAUAGCAAUAAUAAUCAUCAUCAUAAUAAUCAUAAUGAUACAAUUGGUUGUAAUAGUAUGAAUAUGAAUAUGAAUAUGAUGAUACCAAAUAUGAUACCAUUUGCUAAUGGUUUAAAUAAUAAUUCUGAUAAUAGUACUACAGAUCAUGCAGAACAUGGCUUGGAAUAUAUGAAUUUACAUGGAAUAAUACAUGAACGUGAAGCAACUAGAUUAGCUAUGGCUGAAACUGAUCAAUUAAUUCAUAUGAUCAAAGAUGAAUUACCAGUUAGUGAAAAAAAAUCUGAUCAAAUUCUGCCAACAUUACGUAAUAUUCAAUUAAUUAAAGCAUUAGGUCGAUUAACUGAAUCAUUGUGUUGGCUAUGUUAUCGUGUAUUGAAUUUAGAUACAUGGAGUCAAAUGUCACGAAAAUCAUUAAGUAAACCGUCAUCAUCAUCAACAACAUCAUCAUCGACUGAUAGAAAUGAAUUGUCAUCAUCAACACCACACAUUACUAUGAGUACCGGUGGUGGUGGUGGCGUUGGCGUCGGUGGUCGUCGUGGUGGUAUUUGUAUGCCAAGUGAAUAUUAUUACAAUUCAUUUAUUGUUUGUGCUAAAGAAUUGAAUCGUUUCUCCGAGGCAUGUCUAUUAAUGACUUAUUUAGAAGUUAGAAUACAAGCUUAUAAUUCAUUUGGUACAUUACCGGAUGAUGUCAUUUAUUGGUGUCCAUUAGAUGAUGUGGAUGUAGAUAAAUAUGUGACAGAUUUUCUUGGUUAUAUUGAACAAGUCAAAGAUUUAUCUAUACAUACAUUUAGUCGACAUAAAUUUCGGUUCAUUUUUGAUGGUCUUGGUGAUUUUAUUUCACAAUUGUUACUACGUUUAAUUCCACAAAUUGAAAGAAUGAAUUCAAAUGGAAAUAAGAAAAUGUGUCGAAAUGUGUAUCGUUUACAACAAGCACUAGCUACUUUAACUGAAACGCAUGAAUCUGAUUUAAUUCGAGUGAAACAAUUAUAUGAAUUAUUCUUUUUAACACCUGAAGCCGUCGUGAAUCGUUUAAUGGAGCAUGGUAUUGCAUUUGAUCAUACAGUCUAUGCUAAUCUUUUACAUUUAUAUCGACGUAGUCAUUCCACCUAUGCAUAUUCAAAAAUACAAAGUUGUAUUGCUCGUCUGACCACAGUGACACAUAGUGGACAAAUUUGAAAUUAUUAAUUGAGAAGAUGAGACGAGAGAGUAUUUUUAACAUUCGAUGCAUCAUACCAGCAUACUCUUACAAAUGUUGGUGUUGAAUUUGGUUGUGUAGAAGACUUCUUCUUCUUUAUUUCAUGAGAACCAAUGAAAGUUGUUGCUUUUUCUAUUGAUUCUGCCUAUUUGUGACAUAAUCAAAUGCUUCUUUUUUUCUUCAAUUCACAUUGUCAGUUUUUUUUAAUUUUUUUGUCUUGUUGCACACUCACGCACACACCGACACACACACACACACAAGAGAGAGAGAGAGACAUUGAAAUUUUCGCGCUUCUUUCAACAAUACACGAACAAACAAACAAACAGUUUAUCGACGGGGGGGGAGAUUCUUUUUUUGUUUUCUUUGAACAGAAGAAACUGUGAUUUAUGUUUGAUGCAGAAGACUAAUUUGUAAUAAUAAUAAUAAUAAUAAACUUUUUAUAUCAUAUA
Molecule: messenger RNA, 4053 nt
Organism: Schistosoma turkestanicum
Lineage: Eukaryota; Metazoa; Platyhelminthes; Trematoda; Strigeidida; Schistosomatidae
Source: the annotation of a GenBank genome assembly